AUGGUUCCUCUGCCCGUGUGGGAAGACCGACCGGUCGACAGCUGGAAGACAGUGCCUUCGACCGUGAGCACCUCUCCGACCGAACCCCUCCCCGCUCAGCCCUUCAUCAAGAACGUCAGUGGCAAAGCGUGGAAACAACCUCGGCCCCAAGCGACGGUGAGGGGUCAGGGUAAAGGCGCCGGUAACAAGAGGUGGAGUGAGAGGUUGGACGAGCGGAAGAAGAUGGACGGGGUCAAGAGGUUGGCCAAGUGAGUCGGACCGCACAUAUCGUUAUAUGCAUCCCUUGCACUUACGGAGAUGUUCGGGUCUGCGUGGUGUAGGGAGAUGCAGGACGAGAAGAAGGCCGAGAUCGAGAGGAAACGGACGAUCACCAAGGAACGACAGGACAAGGCCAAGGAGAAGUUGAGGUUGGAGGAGAUGGCAAAGAGGGUCAGUCAUACUGCGAGGAUCUACAUCGAGCUCACGCACGAGGUGUAGCGGACCAUCCGACGUUCCGAAAAAGAGGAGUCGAAAACUGAUCCGCUAUCGAAACCGUGUCGCGCAGAUGUCGGCCAAGAAGUUGCAGAGAAUGCAAAAGAGGCUCGGAAGGACCAAGAAGGUCAACCACUAG
Molecule: messenger RNA, 610 nt
Organism: Microbotryum saponariae
Lineage: Eukaryota; Fungi; Basidiomycota; Microbotryomycetes; Microbotryales; Microbotryaceae
Source: the annotation of a GenBank genome assembly